AUGGCGAAGACGAGCAACCUCAUACCGCUCAUCAUCCUUGUGAUUGUCCUCGGCGUUGUCGCAGUUGUGGGAUUUGUGGCCUACUCGAUUGCAAACGAGGUCGGAGAGAAGACGCGGCAAAAACUUGAGAGAAAGAACGUCUCAUUCUCCAAAGAAGGCAUGAAAGUCGGCGUGAAGCAUGUAUCGCAAGAGCAACAGGAGGAUGCAGCUCAGAGGUACACCAAGCCCGUUGCGACAGAAACGUCCGGAAUUGCUGACAUGGCAUGCGCAGUGUGA
Molecule: messenger RNA, 276 nt
Organism: Cladophialophora carrionii CBS 160.54
Lineage: Eukaryota; Fungi; Ascomycota; Eurotiomycetes; Chaetothyriales; Herpotrichiellaceae
Exons: 1
Coding region: 1-276 (91 amino acids)
Source: RefSeq, a predicted model, not a curated record